Molecule: messenger RNA, 1793 nt
Organism: Pyrenophora tritici-repentis Pt-1C-BFP
Lineage: Eukaryota; Fungi; Ascomycota; Dothideomycetes; Pleosporales; Pleosporaceae
Product: CDA1, xylanase-chitin deacetylase
Biological process (GO): carbohydrate metabolic process
Molecular function (GO): hydrolase activity, acting on carbon-nitrogen (but not peptide) bonds; chitin binding
Source: RefSeq, a predicted model, not a curated record
AUGCAUUACACUUCUGCCCUCGCGGCCAUUGCAGCCGUGACACCUCUUGUCAGCGCCCAUGGAACUGGCCUCCCAAACAUCAUCGGAUUGAACCCCAAGGACCUCAGGGCGAGGCAUCUCCUUUCACGCACUGGAGCAAAGCUCAUGGGAGUCGACGAGCUUAUGAAGCCCAAGGUUGCCUCAAAGGUCCCUGUUCAGGCUCGCCAGGAUGACCGCCAGUGCGGACAGGGUAUUGGAUCUUGCCCUGCCGGCCAGUGCUGCUCCUCCGGAGGCUACUGCGGAACCACCGACGACUACUGCUACUCCCCUGGAUGCCUCUACCAGUUUGGUCCGGGCUGCCCCGAGAACAAGACCCCAGCUGGAACCAACACCUCUACUAUUGCUCGUCCUAAGCUUGGAAAUGUCGAGUACGGUGGAAACGGCAUCUACAGCUGCUCAACCCCUGGUACCGUCGCGAUUACCUACGAUGACGGCCCACAAAAGCAGUUCACUAACCACAUCCUUGAUGUCAUGGACUCGUACAACGCCAAGGCUACCUUCUUCAUCACCGGCAACAACAUCAACAAGGGUCAAAUCGAUAUCACUCCCGAGUUUGUCACUGUUCUCAAGCGCAUGGAUGCAGCCGGCCACCAGCUUGCGUCCCACACAUGGACCCAUUUGGACCUCAGUGCCAUCUCCAAGCAGGACCGUUACAACCAAAUGAUCAAGAACGAGAUGGCUCUCCGCAACAUUGUUGGAAAGAUCCCCACCUACAUGCGUCCUCCCUACUCCAGCUGCACUGCUGAGUCUGGUUGCGAGCAGGACUUGGCUGAUCUUGGUUACCACGUCACCUACUUCGAUUUGGACACUGAUGAUUACGAGCACGACGCCCCUAACCUGAUUCAGUACUCCAAGGACGUCUUCAUGGGCAACGUUACCAAGGGAAAGGCUGCCAGCACCCAAUGGCUCGAGAUUGGCCACGACAUCCACGAGCAGACUGCUUACAACCUGACCGAGUACAUGCUUUCGACCCUUACCCAGCUUGGAUACAAGGCCGUUACCGUUGGAGACUGCCUUGGCGACCCUGCUGCCAACUGGUACCGUACUGCAGGUGGUGCCGGUACUGCCCCGCCCGUUACCCAACCUAGCUCUGCCGCAGCCCCCGCCCCCACCGGAGCAGUCAAGGUCAGCACUGACGCUACCUGUGGUGGAAAGACCGGUUUCACCUGCCUCGGAUCUACCUUCGGCAACUGCUGCAGUGUCAACGGCUGGUGUGGCUCCACCGCCGACUACUGUGGAACUGGUUGCCAGUCUGGCUUCGGUAACUGCGGUAGCAACGGUGCCGCCCCUACCAAGCCAGCUGCCACCUCUAGCAAGGCGCCCGUUGCCACUGCCGCAGGCAAGGUCACCACCGACGGAUCCUGCGGCGGUACCGCCAAGCUAACCUGCGCCGGAAGCACCUUCGGAAACUGUUGCUCGCAGUACAGCUACUGCGGUACUGGCGCUGCAUACUGCGGCACUGGGUGCCAGAAGGCUUUCGGCAAAUGCACUUAAGCAUUCUGUGUGUCACUAAUUCCUCAUUUCUAUCAUCAUGGCCCCCACCGGGAAAAACGGGAAACGCGUGUAUAGUCCCUUGGAUAUAGGGAAAAGAGCAUCAGGAGGUUCAAAACUGUGGUGUUUGGGUGUAUUUACUAUUGUGCAGCACUGAAGCAGUGUUUGUUUUGCAUACCUUAUAUCACUUGUGUAGACGAGAAAGUCUAGUAGUUGUGCUUUAUAACAACGCCGACGUAGACAAUUACAUUUUUUUUUCUUGA